This is a messenger RNA of Macrobrachium nipponense, 3254 nucleotides long. RefSeq names its product protein psiR-like. The record is from RefSeq and is a predicted model, not a curated record. NCBI's taxonomy places the organism in Eukaryota, Metazoa, Arthropoda, Malacostraca, Decapoda, Palaemonidae. Bases 1 to 1590 code for a protein of 529 amino acids. The transcript has 11 exons.
AUGAGGGCGAGAGCCCACACCGCUAUCCGCUGCAAAGAAAAGAGUAACGAAAUAACAGAGGUGUCCGUUUGCCCUUAUGAACUUGAACUGCUUAUGCCCGUUGUCUACGCCAUGGCUGCUUCGACAUCGGGUAUCUUAGCACGCGGGAAACUCGGUCAAAAGUCAAAAGUAGUCUGCCUCAUGUUGCGUUGUGGGACUUUGCUGACUGAUGCAGGGGGUGAUGGGAAGUUUCAACUUUGUUCAAACUUUCAUACCGUCACCCAGCACAUUGGAGCCUGGAAGGGAAGUCGUUCUUGUAUACCUACUGUCCUCCAACAAGCUACUGGCAGUCACAUCAAAAUGCUUGCUUCCUCCAUGCCUAUGCAAGAAACCGUGAAUGAUGGCCCAAGGAAAUCAAGACAGCCGCUGAUUGCUUCGCUCAAAGCGACAAGAGUGUCACCAGAUGCGCUGAAAAGGGGCUUCUGUGUUCCCAAGGGUUUAUGCAACACUGGAUCUGAAUUCCUUUGUGAUAAAAAAAAUGAAGUCUGCUGUCCGUAUGAUCCUCUCUCUAAGACAAAGUGCUCUCCUCUUUGUCCUACAACUCAGCCCUGCAUAGAUAAUUAUGGCUAUUGCACAAUUCCGGAGAACUGCUAUGAGAAAAUAGUCCCUGAGUGGUGUGAAGGAGAGAGCUGCGUUUGCUGUGCUCCAGUUUGUCCUUCAACUCAGCCCUGCAUAGAUAAUUAUGGCUAUUGCACAAUUCCGGAGAACUGCUAUGAGAAAAUAGUCCCUGAGUGGUGUGAAGGAGAGAGCUGCGUUUGCUGUGCUCCAGUUUGUCCUACAACUCAGCUCUGCAUAGAUAAUUAUGGCUAUUGCACAAUUCCGGAGAACUGCUAUGAGAAAAUAGUUCCUGAGUGGUGUGAAGGAGAGAGCUGCAUUUGCUGUGCUCCAGUUUGUCCUUCAACUCAGCAGUGCCAAGAAGCAUAUGGCUAUUGCUCGAGCCCUGAGAGCUGUUAUGGAAAAUAUGUCCCCGAGUGGUGUGAUGGAGAGGACUGCGUAUGCUGCAUUCAAGAUUGUUUCCCAAAUCCAGAAUGCCUAAAUGUAAAUGGUUAUUGCACGAGUCCUGACACCUGUUCUGGAAAUAUAGUUCCUGAGUGGUGUGGUGGAGAGAUGUGCGUUUGCUGCGUUCCAGAUGAUUGCAACAUAAUACCUCCGCCCAAGGAAUGCAUAGAUAACUAUGCUGGUGUGUGCCAGAAGGACUGCGAAGAUGGCAGGAUUCCUACAGGGUUCUGCUUUGGAGACUGUCAAUGCUGUGGCUGCCCGACAACAGACGAAUGCAAAGCAAACCUUGGCUAUUGCACCGAGUCUCUUGACACCUGUAAUGGUAUAAAUAACCCCGAGUUGUGUCCUGGAGAGAAGUGCACUUGCUGCAUGCCAGCAACAGUAACAGCAGUAACAAUAAUAGAGCCAUGUGAAACCCCAGUCGACUGCCAAUCAGCUAGAGGCUAUUGCAACCAGACAUGUCCCCCUUGGUUGUAUCCAGACCCAAAUCUCUGCCCAGAUGGCUGCUAUUGCUGCCUUGGGGAGUAUGAAUUGGCUCCUCUAUACCACUAGAAUCCAAAAGAGAAGAAUCGAUGGGCCAUCUUUUGAAUUCCUUGGUGUUCGGUCUUUAGUUUAGAUUCCAGAGUCUUUAAUAUACAACGUACAGUUUAUUAAGCACUAGCUUUUAAAGACAGUCUUCAUCAAGUACAGAUGCACUGAGGAGAAGGCACCUGCCAUUUUGGUAUGUAUGUGCUCCUCCCAACAUGCAUUUUUUUUUCUAAUCCCUGGGAUGAUCUUGCCCUUCUUUGCAGUCUUCUUGAUCUCCUUGGUUGUAUGCUUAAUUAGGAAGAUUACUGGGAAAGGCAGGAUUAGCUGAAGGUCUUCUGACAGGUCAUCCCAGGGAUAAGUAGAAAGAAAAAUAACUUACUAAGGGAGGAGGAGCACGUAUACGUACAUCAGUACCUGAUGAAGAAGACGAUGUCUCUGAAAGCUGGUACUUAGUAAAUUGCGCUUUGUAAAUUAAAAAAUUGGAAUCUAAACCAUCUCGUCUCAUUGAAGCCUAACAUGAGUAAUACAAAUAUAGUAUGUACACAGCAACGUCUUGUAGCUAUUUUGUGAUAUACAUACAAGUAUAGUAUAUUCCUUAUGAUAUCAAUAAAUUUUUAUUAGCUUGUAAAAACAGUCAGGUAAUAAUAUCCGUCCAAGGAAUAUUAUAAAUGUUCAAAUUUGGAAUACCAAGGCUAUCAACAAGCAUUACUAUAUAUGAAUAUUGGAGUUUUUUUAAUUGCACCAUGUUUAGGUUUGAUUGCAUUAGAUACCACUAUUUACUUCUAUAUGUAGAUGUUUAAAUUAAUAAAUUGGCAUUAAUCAUUAAGGUGUUUUCUAUAAAAUCAUGGCAUUGGUAACUAAGGCUUGUGCAUAUAUGUACAUUCUUUUGUAUAUUGCUUUAAAUUUUCUGCAUCUCUCUUCAUCCAUCUUCAAAAUACUACAGUAUUUUCAGCUUGAUUCUUGACUGCAUUCUUUCUUCGAGUUUAGUAAUGUACAGCUGACACAAUUUUAGGACAAUAUGACCACAAUUCUUAUUAAAGAUUGUGAUUUAAUGAUAUAUUAUAACUGCUACAACUUUUAAAUGACAACAGUGAUAAGAGAUAAUUGGCUGAAAUGUAAAAAGCAUUUUAAGGUAUGCAGUGUUGUUGUCAGUGCAUUUGAUAGCUUUGGACUUAAAUCCAGUCUUGCUGAUUAUUAUGUCUUCUCUUAUAUUAAAAAACCCUGUAAGGGGGUAGUGCUGUCAGUGCACCUCAUGCGGUGCAAUGCAGGCAUUACUUAAGGUUCUUUGCAGCGUGCCUUCAGCCCCUAGCUGUAAACCCUUUUAUUUCUUUUACUGUACCUCCUUUCAUAUUGUAUUUCAUCCAUGUUAUUUUCCACCCUCUCCUAACAAUUGAUUCAUAGUGCAACUAUGAGGUUUUCCUCCUGUUACACCUUUCAGAUCUUUUACAGGCAAUUUUCAUUUCAGCGCUGAAUGAUCUCAUAGGUCCCAGUGCUUGGCUUUUGGCCUAAAUUCUGUAUUCAACUUCACUUAUUAUAGGAAAAAAAAGAGGGAAAGCAUUUGUGAUCAGCAUUAAGUUUUAUUUCAUGUCAAAGGGCCUGUAAUCAUGCCUGUCAGCAAUCUCUAGAUGAUUUGGUCAAAUAAACGGUUCAGAGUUACGUCUUUACAAUUAUAUUAUUCUAACAUUAUC